CUAGCCUGGCCUCGGGCUGCUCCUAUAGUCUUUGACUCGCUCAGGCCACACCCAGUGCCUACACCGCCCGCGGUUUUCUGAGGAGCGCUGGAGUUUUCCUUUGAGAACUGGAGCAACGAGGACGUAUGAAUGACCCGCUCGCCGGGAUCGAGCCCGGGCGGGCCGUGUGUUCUCCGCGCGGGGUCCGGGGUGGGCCGCCCGUGGAUACCGGCGCUCCGGAUCCCGCUCUGUCGAAGACCGACAGGGACCUCUCAGCGGCAGGUGGGGACGUGAGAUCGCGGACGCGAGAGAAUUUGGAUUGCCAGUCGUCCUGGGUCAGAGAAAAAGUGCUCUUUCUUUUGAACCCCGAGAGGUGGUUGGGAACACAAGCGGACCCUGCUUGCGCAGAGCUGGUGGAUAGCGAGGACUUCCGUCCGAGGAUUGAAGACCACCGCGAUUCGGAACGGGAACCGAAGCUUUCCCGCAGGCGCAUUGCCACGGUCCCCGGAGCCCAGCCUCGGAACCCAGCAGCCACCCCCAGGUCCGUGUUGGUGCGGGUCGUGGAUUACCAUGAGACGCAGGAGGUGCAGCGGACUGAGUGGACCAAGGGUCAGAUGACUACGAGGACCAAGGAGCGCUCUGUAACCGCCGUCACCUUUCGCACCCAGAGUGAUUGACAUCGUUUGUGCGGCACUGGGGCGAGAGCAGAACCUGGAUGUACCCUGCGUUGCUAUGGGAGGAUAAUUCGUCGCCAAAGAUCCGAACCCGAGAAAUGUUCCAGGGCUAGGGAUGCGAGGAAACGCCCGAAGAACCAACUCUCAGCAGUUUUAGACUUCCUCUGUGGCGUCAGUGUCUGACAGUCCUUUAAGAGAAUAAAAGGUGAAGAACAAGAACACUUUCCAUUUCAUAAGAGUCUUUGGAAGAACAUCCGAACUUGUCAGUACCAAGCACUGUCUCAGGAUGACUGGAUCUUGGCUCUUUGACUUAACCUCUACCUCACAGAAAACUGAGUUUGUCUGACAUUGUCCUUGUUGGCCCAUCUGAACACAAUAGACUGCGACAAAUGUCGGAGUAACAUAACCGCCAUGAUCAGGCCAGUGCCUACCUCUGUUUUUUUUUUAAUUAAUAUAUAUUUUUAUUUUGAGACAGUGUCUAGCUGUGUAUUCCAGGCUUACUUUGGACGUGAUGUCUAGCCUGUGAUGACUGAACUGGAGAUGGUCCUCAGCCUCCUACAUCAUGGGAUGACAGUGUGUUCCCGAUUCUCGGGCUGCCACCUCUCUUUAAUCUCCUUCUCCAUACCUGUCGUUACACAUGCUAUCCGCUGUAUUUGACUUGCUUGUUCUAUUGAGGAGCCUUACCAGGUCUUGAUAUUAAAACUCACUGUGAUUUUUUUUCCUAAAAUUUUUAAAUUUUAAAUUUAUUUUGUGUAUGAGUGUGUGCCUGCAUGUGUAUGUUUUUAUUGUGUCUACCAGCUGACCACAGAGAGCAAAAGAAAGUGUUAGAUUCCCUAACACUGGAGUAAAGGUGGUUGUAAGCCUUCAUGCAGGUAACAGAAACUUAACCCAGAAAGAGUUCUUAACCGCUGAGACAUUUGUUCAGAACUGAAAAUGACCCUUAAAAGAAGAAAGAAAAAGUUUUAUUUUCAAAAUAGAUUGUUGGGGCCCAAUGUGGUAGCAUAAGCCUUUAAUUGCAGCAAUCUGGAGGCCUACAGAAAAGAAAAAAGAAAGGAGAAAGAAAAUGAAAAAAAGUUUGCUCAUCUAGAAACAAAUUAAGAAAGGAUUAUGAAGUUUAAAAAGAUAGAUUAAAAGACAACCAAAAUUCUCCCAUGAUCCUACAUCUCUUAAUAUUUAGUAUCACAUGAAUAUGGCUUUGUUUUAAUUUUCUUUUUAUGUGUAUGCUUAGGUUGACACAAAAUAUAUAGGUCUCACUUCAAAGGGAGUAAAAGAUAGUUCAUUCUAAAAACAAACAUGGGUGACCAUGGCCAAGGAACUCAGGGAUUCAGAUUAUGCCAAAAUCCACAUGCCUAUGUGGUUUCAUGAUAUUUUUAUAGUAUCAAAACAAUGGAAUAGUUCAUAAAUCCGCAGACUUUUCAAAUACACUGGUAGAAACUUCGGGCAAGUGCGUACAGCAAAGUGAGAAAUUUCUGUUGUAGCUCUCAAAUACAAUCUGAUGUCCUUAUUAGCCUUUGGGUUGGUCUGUAUACCCCAAGGAUGUUAGAUCACACAUAGAGAUGGGCUUACAUAACCCAAGAUACAGUGGGUCUUGGUCUGCAGCACUCAAACUCUCUAUAACCAUUCAAGCUACAAUCAAUUAAUUAGUUUAUCAGCAAAGCAUGGCUGUUGUGUACUAGCUUCAGUUAAUGCAUACUUAUGCAUUUAUUUUAUUGUAAGGAUAAAUUAUAAAAAAUAAUCCUGGUGUAACCCUUUGUAUUUUCUGAGUAAUGCUUUUAGGUAGGUCUCCUUCUUUGUUAGCUGGGUAGUGUGAGAAGAAAGGAAGCUUUUCCUCCACGUGGUCCCUUUUUGUCAUAGCAUGUUAUCCCAGCAGCAGAAAGGAGCAGGAAAGAUAAGCUAUCCUACAGGCUGCUGUCACUGGGGAUCGGGCCCAAGGGGCUCCCCCAAAAGAAAAGAGCAGAGUCUCUUCUCCCUCCACUCCCGCUGCACUGCUGAGUCAGAGCAAGCAUGCUUGUCUGUAAAGAACCCUGGGUAAUUCACAUUCUAGGUUCACAAGCAUUGUUCUAUCCCUCAGGUUAAUGUCAGCACAGUCAGUUACUACAAUUAAAAACAUUAUUUUUUAAAAAAAUUAUAAUUCAUUUUUAACAAUGCCAGGGCAAUAACAAUUUGUUGGAUUAUGGAACUAGACUUUAUAAAAGGGUACACAAGGCAGUUUAUCAGGGAUUGGUAACCUGGAAAAAAAAAUGUGUCUUCUUAAACAGCCAUAUUUUUCUAUAAUUGUCCCUAAUGAAGUAUUGAUUGAUUAUUGGAUCUCUUAACUGAGAACGAGUUUUUCAUUUUCAAGGAAUGUGAACCGGUUUAUUGCCAGACGCCCCUUAGGGGAGGAAGGGCAGGAAGUCAUUAAGGACAGGACGGUUUCAGACCUCUGCAGCUGAGUCACAGCUUGUCAGUCAUUCGUGGCGAGUUAUGAGGGAGUGGGGCAAAGGUGGGGCUUGAAUUUCAAUCAGUUGAUUCAGGUAGGAAAACAGGGGUUGGGACUCUGGAACACCCUGAAAUCUCUCUAGCCACCCAGCACUUUGCUCUUUAAUUAGAAAGGGUAGCUCUUUAUGGAUUUAUUUCUCUACAUAAUCUCAUAAAUGGUGAUAAGGAAAGGAAAAGUCCAGAUUACUUGGGGCAGCAAAAGGAGGUGUGUUCAGGGUACAGGCACUGUGCCAGCCAAUAGUUCCCGGUAGAAUAAGGACAAUUAUGCUCAGAACAAGGAAGUGAAUUUAAAAAUCAUAACCUGACUUCUCAGCUUAAAAGAGAGUACUAGAGAGCUGGAGAGAGGAUUGCUCAGUAGCUGAGAUCUGAGUUUGGUUCCCUGUAUCCACGGUGGGCAUCUCACAGGCACGUGAAACUGCAGCUCCAGGGGCUCUGAUACCUUCUGCCUUCGCAUGCACUAGUACACAUGAGACAUACAGUCACACACAUGCACGUAAAUGAAACUUAAAGUCUUAACAGAACAGAGCUUGUAAUAAUGUUAAGGUAAACGAACUAGCCUCUCUCAGGCUAGCUGGAAGCAAUAGCACCCAGGCAGUGGGAAAAUUUCACAUUUUCUCUUAGCUUGACUAAGGGCCCAUGAGCUAUUUCUUUGAAAUGGAGUCAUUGGGAAAAAGAGGAUCCCGAAUUAUCUUCGCCUGUGUGGUGUGGGAAAACAGAAGACUACCUCCCCAAAUUAUUAGUUAACAGACACAAAUGGUCAAAUCACAUUGAACAGCUGUCUCCAAAAUCCUUCAGUACAUUCUCACCAGCUUAGAAACUCUCCUACCAUCGGUCUCAGAGAAAUUCAGUUUGUUCUCUCUUCCCUACCAUAAAAAUCUCCAAGAAAGUCUUUUUCUCUUUGAAUCUGUCUGGGCAAAUUUUCCUUAACAGUGAAGAGGAAACAGAGAAAGGGGAAGGCUUGAGGUAUACCUCUGGCAUCAAGAAUUUGGUGGUGGUGGCGGGGUGGGGCAGAUGUUUAGAAGGACAACUUCUCUUAGGAUGGGUUUAGAUCAGGGAGGGCCUGAGUGACAAGGUGGGCACAUCAGAAAGCUGGCAGCUAAUGAGUAACCCUGCCAUUAUGGACAGAUGGCAGCCGAGGCCGAGUGGCAUUCUUCCAGCACUGCAGUAACUCUCUAAGAUUAAAUUUAAUGGAAGCUACUUAGUACCAGGCAUAUAAGGAACACCCAAAUCAGCUAUCAUUAUCAUAAUAACAAUCAGCCAUGGUGGUCAGGUUUACAUCUCUCUUCAUUCUAAUCAACUGCAUUUUUAAAAAUUUAUUUAUUCAAUUAUCUAUCUAUCUAUUUAUUUUUGUAUUAUUUUGUAUGUUUAUCUCGGGUGGGUGGUAAUGUGUACUUGAAAACAGGUGUUCUUGAACAACUCCGGAACCCCUUGAGUUGGAGUUAUGGGCAGUUGUAAGCCAUCCAACAAAGAUUAUGGGAACUGAGUUCAGGUCCACAACAAGAGUAGUCCCUGUCCUUAAGCACUGAACAAUCCUGCCGGCACCUAUGCUUUACCUUCUAAGGACAAAAAGCAAAAUACUUGAAGCAGUAUUUUCUGCAGCAAUUCUUUUCUAUCUGCUUUCAAAUGUCUCCAUAUAAGAUCUAGCCACUGCCACAUGGAUUCAACCUCAGGCUGGGGACGGGAUUUGACAGAAUGCUUGCCUGACAUGUCUGAGACCCUGAACUUGAUCCUUAGUACAUCUGCCAAUUUUAACAAAUAAAUAACCAUAGAUUCAGCCUUUUACUAAUUUUGAACUUUGUAUGUGUUGGAGAUUGAACCUAAGGCCUUGUAUAUAUAAAACAUGUUGCUGGCUAUGAAGUAACAUACCAGUCCUCUUCGGUUACGAAGAAGUGUGAGGAUUCUGGGAGUUAGAAAGAUUUUUGUCGCAGAAUAAUAACAAGGCUGCAAAAUAAUUAAGGCUGGGCUGGACUAAAUGCUGACCCAGAUCCUAGAAGUUACAAGGAUUCAGGUGUCACAAUCUCUUCAUCCCAAUGUGUAGGAAAAUUAUAACGGUAUAAAUGAAAUAAUCUUAUAAUAAAAUUCUGCUUGGGGAUUAUGUUGCAGGAGAAGAAAGGAUUCAGCAGUGCAUAUUCACGGUUGGCCCGAGGUUUAACCAAUGGGGAGGGAAGAUUGUCCUGAGAAGUCAACAGAGGGAUUCAAGAUAGCGACAAAUGAGACUAAAGGUUCAUCUGGUGUUUAGUAUCACCAUAUGUUUAGUGAUAAACACUUCUGUUGUUAAGAAGUGACUGAUCUGAUUUUUAUUUUUUAAAAAAUUUAAAUAAACUUUAUCAUUAUGGCGGUGGUGGCGCACGCCUUUAAUCCCAGCACUCGGGAGGCAGAGGCAGGCAGAUCUCUGUGAGUUCCAGGCCAGCCUGG
Messenger RNA from Microtus oregoni (creeping vole), 5546 nucleotides. It is a transcript of the gene CUNH6orf141, whose product is annotated as chromosome unknown C6orf141 homolog. The transcript has 2 exons. Lineage: Eukaryota; Metazoa; Chordata; Mammalia; Rodentia; Cricetidae. The coding region runs from base 126 to 656 and encodes 176 amino acids. The record is from RefSeq and is a predicted model, not a curated record.